UCUUGGGUGCAGGGGGAACAUUUCGUCAGCGGGGGCGCGUAACAUCCAUCUCCUUCGCCGUGAACUCACCUCGCAGCUAGUUUGUCCUGUAGGGAAGGAGGAAGGGCUACGCAUCGUCCAACAUGCUGUGGGUAGAUAAGCACCGACCCAAGUCCUUGGACAGCCUCGAUGUUCACCCAGAGCUAACAACGAGGUUGGGUGCUAUGUCGGAAGACGGCGAAAUCCCGCACCUUCUGUUCUACGGACCCGCCGGUUCCGGGAAAAAGACACGGGUGUUGGCACUCCUGAAGCGCAUCUACGGCCCGGGGGCAGAGAGGGUGAGGCUGGAGCACCGCAGCUUCAAGACGCCCAGCAACCGAGUUGUGGAGCUCACGACGGUGGCCUCGAACUAUCACAUCGAGAUGUCGCCGGGGGACGCGGGGAUCUACGACCGUUACGUGGUGCAGGACAUCAUCAAGGAGAUCGCACAGAGCCGAUCGAUCUCGGCGAGUAUGGGCGGGGGUGGGAGCGACGACAAGAAAUCGAAGAUCGGUCACAAAGUGGUGGUGUUGGUUGGAGUUGACCGGCUGACGAAGCAGGCGCAGGCGGGGCUGAGGCGAACGAUGGAGAGGUACACUUCGUCGUGUCGACUAAUCUUGCUGUGCCACAGCCCUAGCAAAGUGAUCGAGCCGGUUCGAUCCCGUUGCCUCGGCGUGCGGGUCCCGGCACCCUCUGAGUCGGAGGUUUGCAGCGUGCUUACGUCGGUGUGCCGAAAGGAGUCCCUCACCCUGCCGCCCGCACUGGCCGCGCGUGUGGCCAAGGCUUCGAAGCGGAACCUCAGACGGGCGGUGCUGAUGAUCGAGGCGUGUCGAGUGCAGCAGUACCCUUUCUCGGAGGACCAAGAGGUACAGAUGACGGACUGGGAGAACUACAUCACACAGCUGGCCAGGGAGGUGGUCUUGGAGCAAAGUCCUCGCAGGCUGCUUGAGGCGAGGGAGAAGCUGUACGAGCUCCUGACCAACUGCAUCCCGGCCGAUGUCAUCCUCAAGACGUUGACGCGAGAGCUGGUCAAGAACCUGGACUGUAAGCUGUGGGGCGAGGUGUUCAAGUGGGCGGCCUUCUACGAGCACCGGCUGCACAUGGGCAGCAAGGAGAUCCUCCACCUCGAGGCAUUCGUCGCCAAGUUCAUGUCCAUCUACAAGGCGUACAUAAUCGCAGAGUUCAUGUAAGAUUGAACUGGCACCAAGCACCUCCGUGCCAUUUUCUUGGGCGACAGCUGGGUGGGACGAGGUGAACGUGUCUAGGUGAACGUGUCUAGUUUCCGCCAGCCCCCCCGCGCGCGCUUGUCCAACCCUCCGUGAGGGUAGGGGGUAGGGUUAGCUCGUGACAACCCGCUGCGUUACUAGAUGAGAACAAUGUCAUCACAUCAGGUACCGGCAGAUCCAGCUGUGUGCCGUGUAGCUCUGGGUGGAUUGUCCCCGGUGGGACGUGGAGCAUUGCGGUUAUUGGGUGGUGCGGGACGGCCUUUCGCAACCGAGAUCGAACGAAUCUUCGCCGUGAAGCUGGGGAUGUCGCAGGAAUUAGCGCCGUCUCUUCGUGGGUGCGUUCGUUUUGGGGUUGUACCGCUCACGGAGGCAUCCGCAAGAGAGUUUUGGGCACUUGGCAAUGCUUGCGGGAGGACGGCGCGCUGCGGCACGGCCCAACCCGAAAAGCACAAGCCCAAGUAUACCGUAGUCCACGCAGUUUUUCUCUCUCAGUAAGCAAACAGCGGGGGCUGCUGUGUGUGGCUGUCCGCCCGUGGGGCGUUCUGGGUCAAGAGGAGGCAAAAUGCAGAGGGGCGAACGUUCGUUGAGGGAGGUGGACCACAUCUGGUGGACAAUUGACGGGCAGUUUUUUUUUAUCAGUAACCAUGAAAACAAAUCCACCCCAAUCCAUGGAUAAUAUUUUGUUAAGAGAAUCAAUCUCUGCGGUGCUGGUGACCCGAUUUGUCCGAUCGGGCCUUCCUCUUCUACGCACCGGAGUUGACUGUAAAAGAAGGUAAAUCAUGUCACAACGAAGACAGCAUCGCGAGCUUCUGAUCCAUGAUGCCCUUCCCUUGCUGUCAUGUGUAGACCGAGGCCAGCUUUAUAUGACGCAUGGCCUGAGCGCCCGUUUUGUGGACGUAAGGCCGUCGAGGCACAAAUGAAACAAAU
Molecule: messenger RNA, 2171 nt
Organism: Ectocarpus sp. CCAP 1310/34
Lineage: Eukaryota; Phaeophyceae; Ectocarpales; Ectocarpaceae
Source: the annotation of a GenBank genome assembly